Penicillium robsamsonii is the source of this 1080-nucleotide messenger RNA. RefSeq names its product alternative oxidase. The coding region runs from base 1 to 1080 and encodes 359 amino acids. NCBI's taxonomy places the organism in Eukaryota, Fungi, Ascomycota, Eurotiomycetes, Eurotiales, Aspergillaceae. The transcript has 3 exons. Gene Ontology annotation, molecular function: alternative oxidase activity. Gene Ontology annotation, cellular component: mitochondrion. The record is from RefSeq and is a predicted model, not a curated record. Gene Ontology annotation, biological process: alternative respiration.
AUGAAUACUCUAUCAGUGAGGGCUCCCUUGCGGGGUGCAGCAAGGCUGCAGUACCUGCACCUUGCUGUACGAACCUACUCGGGUGUUGCAGUAAAAACGUCCAAUCUCACAUGUGGCAAGCGCACAUCAACACUCAGCCUCACAUCUAAGCGCCCUAUCUCGUCAACCCCCAAGAACCAUAUUCAGGAUUAUUUCCCACCACCGGAAACUCCAAAUGUCAAGGAGGUAACAACGGCAUGGGUGCAUCCAGUAUACACCGAGGAGCAAAUGCGAGAUAUUCGCAUCGCCCACAGAGAAACUUCAAAUUGGUCCGACUGGGUUGCCCUAGGAACUGUACGCGUCUUCCGAUGGGGCAUGGAUACGGCGACAGGAUACAAGCAUCCUAAGCCCGGCCAGGAGUUACCGGCCAGGUUCAUAAUGACUGAGAAAAAAUGGCUGAACCGGUUUGUCUUCUUGGAAAGUGUGGCCGGUGUCCCCGGGAUGGUGGGCGGCAUGCUGCGACAUCUCCGUAGUCUUCGCAAGAUGAAGAGAGACAAUGGAUGGAUUGAAACCCUGCUCGAAGAAGCAUUCAAUGAACGGAUGCACCUCCUUACCUUCCUGAAACUGGCCGAACCAGGCUGGUUCAUGCGCGUGAUGGUCAUCGGCGCCCAAGGUGUCUUCUUCAACGGCUUCUUCCUGUCAUACCUGAUCUCUCCACGCAUCUGCCAUCGAUUUGUGGGAUACCUUGAGGAAGAGGCUGUCAUUACUUACACCCGUGCUAUUGCGGAACUAGAGGAUGGCAAGCUCCCGGAAUGGAAAGAUCUCGAUGCACCCGAGAUUGCGAUCAAAUACUGGCAGAUGCCAGAGGGUCAGCGCAAGAUGAGGGACCUGCUGAUGUAUGUCCGCGCGGACGAAGCCAAGCACCGCGAGGUUAAUCACACCCUCGCCAACCUCAAGCAGACCUAUGAUCCCAACCCCUACCAGAUUGAGUACACCGAUCCGAACGUCAAGCAUCCGACGAAGGGCAUUGAUAACCUGAAGCCAGAGGGUUGGGAUCGCAAAGAAAUCUUUGAGGUUGUAUCGAGUCAGGCGAAGCCUUGA